UUAUUCAUGAGAAUGACUACUGAUUAGGCUUUCCAGAAUACAUACACCAACAUCCACAAAGAGUUCUUCAGAGAAAUGGGGUCAGGGUGGUCACAAGAUCAGGACUUACAACAAAAUCAAGAACUAAGCAACACUUCUCCUCAAAGCCACCAUAAUGAUGCCUCUGUACUCAAUGAAGAACCAAAAAAGAUUAUGCCACAGAGCAGCAAGAGUACUGAGACUAACAAGACAAAGGAAGCCACUAGAGUACUCAGAUUUCCACAUAAUUAUGAAGAAAUCCUAAAAGAGGCAGAUUCUUCAGUUGACAGAUCCUCCAUGGACAAACUAUAUGACCAGCUAUAUGCUGGAGUAUAUUUGAACCAAAAGCGAAAGAAAUACUGGGUCGAUAAGAAGUCAAAUGGCAACUGUUUCAUGCUGUAUGCAAGAGACCUCUUAAUCACUUGGGCAGAAAACAACCAUUUCUGGCACUGGCCCUUGGUACAAGAGUCAAGUGAUGUCCUCCUUCCAGCAGCAGAACUACUAGAUGUUUGCUGGCUAGAAAUCCAUGGAAGAUUCAAUACAACUAGGCUAUCGCCAGGGCUCAUUUAUGAGGUUGUGUUUAUUGUCAUGUUAAAGGAUCCUGCUUAUGGAUGGGAAAAUCCAGUGAAUCUUCGACUCAUACUCCCAGAUGGUAGCAGCCAAGGACAUACCGAGAAUUUGGUGGAAAAACCACGAGAAAAAUGGACAGAAAUCCCAGCAGGAGAGUUCAUGACAUCAGCAGAUCAGAAAAAUGGAGAAAUAGAGUUCUCUCUAUAUGAAUAUGAAGGUGGGAACUGGAAGAGGGGGCUCGUCAUUAAAGGUGCUGUCCUCCGUCCAAAAGCCUGAGUUCUAUGGCAUAUGAGACGAAUUUGGCAUGCAGCUGCAGCUUACUUAACUGCAGUUUCUUUUAUCGUUUUUCACCCUGAUGUUUACAACAAUGAGCACUAAACUAGUAGCAAAAAGUAUGAGAUAGUGUUCUUUCUUUUGUAUGUGCAGAUAUGUUCGAAGCAUCAGAUAUUUGGCGUUAAGCCCAGAACUCAAUAGUAUGAAGUGAUAAAUGUGUAAAGACAA
Molecule: messenger RNA, 1089 nt
Organism: Solanum dulcamara
Lineage: Eukaryota; Viridiplantae; Streptophyta; Magnoliopsida; Solanales; Solanaceae
Product: lectin-like
Exons: 3
Coding region: 76-864 (262 amino acids)
Source: RefSeq, a predicted model, not a curated record